Cygnus atratus (black swan) is the source of this 1155-nucleotide messenger RNA. RefSeq names its product ubiquitin conjugating enzyme E2 T (gene UBE2T). The transcript has 7 exons. The coding region runs from base 99 to 692 and encodes 197 amino acids. Lineage: Eukaryota; Metazoa; Chordata; Aves; Anseriformes; Anatidae. The record is from RefSeq and is a predicted model, not a curated record.
CCCCGCCUCCGCCCCCCCUCCGCCCGCGCCGCGCGCUGCUUCCCGCUGAGGACCGGCUUUGGCAGCAAUAAAAUUCACUCUCUCGGGAUUUCAGCACGAUGCAACGAGCAUCGCGGCUGAAGAGGGAACUUUCCCUCCUGAGCACAGAGCCCCCUCCUGGCAUCACCUGCUGGCAAAGCGGGAGCCGCCUGGACGACCUCCGGGCACAAAUUUUAGGAGCUGCAGACACACCAUAUGAGAAAGGAAUAUUCAACCUGGAGAUAGUUGUUCCUGAAAGAUACCCAUUUGAGCCCCCAAAGAUUCGCUUUCUGACCCCUAUCUAUCAUCCUAACAUUGACUCUGCUGGAAGGAUUUGCCUGGACGUUCUUAAGUUACCACCAAAGGGCGCAUGGAGGCCUUCCCUGAACAUCUCCACGCUGCUCACCUCCAUACAGCUGCUGAUGGCGGAGCCCAACCCUGACGACCCUCUCAUGGCAGACAUAUCCUCAGAGUACAAGUACAAUAAGCAACUGUUCUUGAUAAAUGCCAAGGAGUGGACUGAGAAAUAUGCAAGCCAGCAAAAGAGGGCUUCCAAGACUUUAGAAGAGAAAACAAACCAGAGUGAAACAAGUACCACCAGUGAAUCUAUCAUGCUGAAAAGAAAAGGGAGUAAUAUCACCAAGAAGGAGAAGAAAUCUCGCCUGGAGUCUUAAGUGAUUUUUGUUUCUGGUGUGGCUGUCAAUUUUGUUUUCGCUGUCUUUUUUUCUUUACACAGGUAUAGCUAAAUAUUUUAAUAUUAAUAGUAGCAGGCUUUGUUUUUCUAUUUUCUAGGUGCUUUUCUGUCAGAAGUUCUAUUUUAUAAAUAAAAUAUAAAGCUUCUAUUUACCUUUUUUUUUUUCCCUGAGGCUUACAUUUUGUUUUGGGGUUUCAGAGUAUUCUGAAGAAAAUGACAAUUGGAAGUACCAGUGCUGCUUCCGACUACCAGCUUUCUCUCAAACGAAUGCAAACAGCACUAAAGACUGUUUCUGUUUCGCUGUCCUUGCCUCAAAAUGUACAGCGACCAAAAGCUGAGCAACAGACACAUACUAGAACUAGUUUGCAGUGUUAAACUGUGGAAAUCCUUCUCUAGUGAAGGCUUCAUUUGCCUUGUAAAAUAAAGGUUACUAAAGGAUACCU